UGCGCAGUGUUGCUGCCGCCAUGUUGAGAGUCUGCUCGGUGUUUGAGUCUCCAGGUCUGGGUCCGGGCCUGCGGCUCGUGGCCGAAAGCGAGAGGCCGGCAGAGCUGGGCCCAGCAGAGGAUGAUGUGAUCAGUGAAAGACAGGCUGUACCUGAGAUCGCGGACAAAAGGUACUGCUCUGCAUGUCAGUUCAACUUUGACAACCGAGAAGACCAGACUGAACAUUACAAACUGGACUGGCACAGAUUUAACCUAAGACAAAAGCUGCUGGGCGCUCAACCAGUCAGCGCAGAGAGCUUCGAGAAAAUAGCAGGUGAGAUUUCCAGUAUUUCCGGCUCUGAUUCCGAGCACUCUGAUUCUGACAUUGAGCCCGAGAGGCUACAUUGCCACAGCAUCCGGAAUGUUCUCUAUCCUGUAGAUGAGGAUCUUCCUGCAGAGGAGAAGCAACGAGGUCGGCGGGGCCAUCGAGUUCUCUUCCAGACCGCAGAGGGCGAGUAUCUCUCUGUCUAUCGCUGUGCCCUGCAGGGAAAGCAGGACCUCGGGGAGCAUGAGGACAGCAGUCUCCUGUCAUCACUGCUCAGCCUCAACCCUCAAACUAUCUGGGUCAUUCUGAUGACAGGCGGCGGACAUUUUGCUGGAGCUGUGUUUCAAGGGAAUGAAGCAGUCCACCAUAAGACCUUUCACCGCUACACCGUGCGGGCGAAGCACGGAACUGCCCAGGGUGCGAGGGAUGCUCAGAACCGAAGUCGAGCGCCGAGAUCAGCUGGAGCCUCGCUCAGGCGUUACAACGAAGCUGCUCUCGCGAAGGGUGUUGAGGAUUUGUUGAUGAGUUGGUCCGAGUCUCUGCGAGUGGCCAGUGCCAUCUUCCUCCGAGCUGCCAGCUAUAACAGGAGCAUCUUCUUCGGCGGCAAAGAGCCCAUCCUAAACCGGAAUGACAGCCGUCUCCGGAGCAUUCCUUUCCUCACCAGGAGAGCCACCUUCAAAGAAGUGAAACGGGUCCAUGCACUUCUUUCCACCAUGGAGAUCUAUGCAAUGGAUACAGAUGUCGCUACAAUUCACAAGUCACACAGGAAAGCUUGGAGCGAGAAGCUGAAACCAGUGCAAGAGGCAUCAGAUUCGGAGAGAGAAGAUUGUGAAGGAGAGGCUGUCAAUCCAGCUGAUUUACCAACUGCCUUAGAAAUGGUGGAAGAAACUCUGGGAACGUUGGAACUCCGGGAAUUUGAUAUGUCCCCAAAAAAGAAAAGGAAAAGGAGAAAGAAGAAAGUUCAUGGGGAGAAGACAAUGCAGAGCGGAGCUACUGGUAUUUCUGAAGAGGAAGAUGAUGAGAUUACACAGACCGAGAGUACAGAAGCUGCUGAUCCUGUGACUGGGCCAUUCUCCACUGGAGAAAGGGAUCAGGAAAAGAAGCAACCAAGAAAUUCCCAUGUGACCCCUGGUAGGCCGUCAGAACAAGAGAAUGAGCAUUAUCGAAUGAUGAAUGAGUUGUACACCGCAUGUAAGACUGGAGACGUAGAGCAUCUUCAGGAGUUACUGUGCGACAUGCUCCUAUUUCACAACACAGAGCAUGGCUGCUCUGAACGGACCGACUGUUCCAAUGAGGCAGCUGAGUGCACAAUGGAAACAGACCAGGAGCGACGAUCGGAGACCCACAGGCAAAUGGGACACGGCAAAGACAGUAAGGUGGGAGCGGAGCGUUACACACCAGACAGACUGGGCACUGGACCCCCUGCGAAGGAAGCUUCAUGGCCUGCGGUGGUGACAGUGCCUUCAUUGUGUGAAGCACUAAAUGAGGCAGGGUUCACCCUUCUGCAUGUGGCAGCAGCUGCUGGUCAGCCAGCCAUCCUCCGUCUGCUGAUGGAUGCAGGCUCUGAUCCUGCCAUAAGGGAUAAACAGAAUAGGCCUCCUUAUGCUGUUUCCGCUAACAAGGGGACAAGGAACGAGUUUCGCCGAUACAUGGCAGACCACCCAGGGCGCUACGACUACAAAAAAGCCCAGAUUUCUGGGCCCUUAACCUCUGAAAUUGAGAGUAAAAAAACAGAGAAGAAACGAGCUCAAAAAAUGGCAAAGAAACUGAGAGAGAGGGAACUGAAGGAACAGAAAAAGCGAAUGGAAGAAGAGGAGAUUGAGAAAAAAAAAUACUCAGCAAUGAGUGAGAGAGAAAAGCGUGCUCUGGCUGCCGAGAAGCGCUUUGCUCAACAGUUAGUCAAUGAUGGAACACUUCAUAACAUCAGACGCUGCUGGUUGUGUGGAGAGUCGCUGUUGGGCAGAGUCCCAUUUGAGUAUCUGGAUUACACCUUCUGCACCACUCGAUGCCUUCAGGAGCAUAGAAAGCAGCGGAGACUAUGAAAGAAUCGCUGGAAACUGAUUACUGCAGAGACACACUAUGAUGGACCCUCGACAUGUGACCUACAAAUGUCCAAACCAGACUCUCACUCUCAAUGGCCACAGGAACAGGAGCUUCCUCCUGCACGACUCACAAUGGCCACAGUGCUGGGUGAGCGGAGCUCUCUAUGCUGUUUUUUCUGACCUCCCAGCAGUAGCAUCAGGGGAAAGACUGAGUCCCACACAGACAGGAGCGGCCCCAGCCUGUGUUAACUGAUCUCACCAAGUCGCUUUGAUGCACAAUCACUGUUUAAUGAGGGAAGAGAUGAUGUAGACCUCGGUCAGUAAACUGGAGUGGGGGGAAAAGUAGAUCUUUUCCAUUCCCAGGAUGGACAGUCUAACCCUGUCAUAGUGCCCCUUAGUUGGACCUCACAUGAAUUUCACCCUCUCAGUGGAAAUAUCAGCAGCCAGUGCUUUGGCAGUGUGAGAGAGCAAGGCAAGUUCUUCCCCCAAGACAGCUGUUCCUGACUCCAUGUCUGUCUGCCCGGCGAUGGAUUUGCACAGCGGGUUUGCAGUAAUAUUACAUUUAAUAAAAGCUAUAUGUGGAUGU
Carcharodon carcharias (great white shark) is the source of this 2931-nucleotide messenger RNA. RefSeq names its product ankyrin repeat and zinc finger peptidyl tRNA hydrolase 1 (gene ankzf1). Gene Ontology annotation, molecular function: protein binding. The transcript has 15 exons. The coding region runs from base 21 to 2345 and encodes 774 amino acids. Lineage: Eukaryota; Metazoa; Chordata; Chondrichthyes; Lamniformes; Lamnidae. The record is from RefSeq and is a predicted model, not a curated record.